CGUCAACAAAAUCCCCUGGACAGCAGCAGUUGCACGGCGCGCGACAGCUAGAGGAAAGAGCAGGAGCCGCCGUCUAUAUGUCCUGUCGGUUCCGCAAGUGAGGAGCGAAUGUCUCGGUGCUGCUGCACUCGCGCAACGAAAUAACGAAUAAGGGCCUGACAAUGCGUCCACCGUCUGCGUAAUAUCGGUCUAUAGUGCAGCAUAUCAGCAGAUACCUGUACACCUACAUAUCCGCAUCAGUGUUUCUGUUUCUCAGCUCUCUCUAGCCGCAGUGUAAAUUAACAUUCCUUGACAAUCGCUGCCCUGGCGAAUAGGAUAAGUUACACGUCAGUUGGCGAGAGCAGCCGCGUUAAGAAGAGCCAGGAGGUAAACAGAAUGGUGUGAGAUUGCAACAAGCUGAAUGACAACGACGACGACCACCACCACGGACAGGAUGGCGAAGUCCAACUGCCCGGGCGGCGGCCUCUACGUCGUCGAGGGCGAGGUCGGCCUCCUCAUGACGGCGAUGCGUCGAGGCGUUCGCUGGUCAUCUCAUUCGCACCAGGAUGAAGACCAAGAUGGGCUGAUGAAAGGUCUCUCAACAUUGAAGGAAGCCUUAAACGAAGCCAAAAAUUUAUCUCAACUGGAACCAGGAGUUUUUAUGGCUCCUUUUUUAGAAAUCAUUCGAUCUGAGGAAACGACAGGGCCUGUUACUAGUCUUGCUUUAUCAGCUGUAAAUAAAAUAAUAUCAUACGGUCUCAUUGACGCUGAGCAUCCUGCUAUUGCACCAUGUGUCGAAGCUAUAGCAGAUGCAGUAACCCAUGCAAGGUUUGUUGGAACCGAUGCAUCUGGGGAUGGAGUUGUUCUUAUGAGAAUACUUCAAGUUUUAAGAGCACUUGUAUUAUCACCUCCAGGGGACAACCUAUCGAAUGAAAGCAUUUGUGAAAUUAUGCUUAGUUGUUUUAGGAUAUGUUUUGAAACUCGUCUUAGUGAAUUAUUGAGGCGGACUGCUGAACACUGUUUGCGAGACAUGGUACAGCAUCUUUUUGUGAGAUUGCCUCAUUUUGCAGAUGAUACCCGAGGCCUUCUGAGCAUGAAAAAAAUGAGAACUGGUAAUAUGGAGAACACCAGAAAUAAAUCUAAAAAGAGCAGCAAAAUCCAUUUAAAACCAAAGUCAAAAUCAAAUUUAAAUGAGAUUGAUGAUCCAGAAGCCCAACUUCUGAGUCCAGUGGAAAGGGUCAAAGUUAGCCACUUAGCCACCACACCUAUAACACCUGCUGGAAAUAUUGUUGAUAUGCAAGGUUCUCUUAAUCAGAUUACACCUGACAAAAUUAAUGAUGAUAAUAGUGAUAAUAAAAAUAAAGAAUUAAAGAGCGAAACUAUUAAAGAUGAUAGUAAUAAGGAUAGUGCAAUAGUAGAAUCAAGUCAAAAAGAAUCAAAUUUAUCUAAUGAAACUGAUGUAUCGAAAAACGACAGUGAAAAUAAGGUUGUAUCAGACAAUAACAAGGAAUCACAAAGUCCCAGUACAGAAAUUAAACAGUUGUCUGAAGGUCAAGUAGAAGUCAAUCAGCUCGAUAAUAAAGUUAGUUCACCAGUAUCUGAUUCUUCCAUAAAACAGAAUUUAACAGAAAGUCAAGAUAAUCAAUUGAAUACAGAGGACAAAAGCAACCAUUAUAUACAGUCUCCAACAGGCAGCGUCGAAGACUUAUCGGUUGACGACGCGUCAAGUAUGAACAGCGUGAAAGUACCAACUGUUAAGGUAGACGGUGAAGCAAUGGAGGAAUAUGUAAAUUCUCAAGGCGUUCGAUUCAUGCCUGUGCAGCAGCAUACUCCUUAUGGUUCACUAUGUAUUCGGGAGUUAUUCCGAUUCUUGGUUUCUCUGUGCAGUCCUCUUGACAAACAGAACACUGAAAUUAUGAUGCAUUUGGGUUUGAGUCUUUUACAAGUAACUUUGGAAGUGGCAGCUGAUGCUCUAUCUAAUUUCCCAUCUUUGCUUGCGCUCACUAAAGAUGACUUGACACGAAAUCUGAUUUUGUUAUUAGGUACUGAUAGGUUAUCGAUUCUCGCUGCCAAUCUGCAAGUGUCGUUUUUACUUUUUGAAUCGCAAAGAGAGCACUUAAAAUUCCAGAUGGAACAAUUUAUCGUUAAACUAAUGGAUUUAGUUAAUUCAGAUUCGAAUAGAAUAGCAUAUGAGCAACGAGAGCUCGCGUUAGAAGCUAUAGUUCGAUUGUGGAAAAUUCCUGGUUUACCUGCAGAAUUAUUUGUAAAUUAUGAUUGUGGGUUGUAUUCAAUAAAUUUAUACGAGGAAAUAAUGAAAAUGCUCUCAAAGGUACUGUUCAAUAAUGCUUCUGCAUUAGUUGGGAGUAUGUACAGUAUGCAAUUCAUUUCCUUGGAUGCUAUUUUCGCGUUAAUUGCUGGAAUAGAAGCAAGAUGCAAAGGAUAUACGGAUAUGUUAAAACCCUCGAGACAUAGUGCCUUGCCAAAUCUUCCACCUCGUGAUGAAUUAAUGGAUACCAAGGCUAAGAAACGAUGGUUGGCUAUUGGCGCCGAAAAAUUCAAUGAAAAUCCACGGGAAGGUAUUGCCAAACUAGCAGAACAUGGACUUCUGGGAGGAACUCCCGGGCAUCCCGAUCCAGAUGAGAUCGCUAAAUUACUUCGGGAAAAUCCAACAUUAGAUAAGAAGGCUAUUGGAGAGUACCUCAGUAAAAAGGAAAAUACGAGUAUUUUACAUUCUUUUGUCCAUAGUUUUAAUUUACAAAACACUCGCAUCGAUCAAGCCGUUCGUCAAUACAUGGAGACUUUCCGACUGCCCGGUGAAGCACCACUUAUUUCUUUGCUACUCGAAAAAUUCGCUGAACACUGGCAUGAAAGCAAUAAUAGGCCAUUCGCUUCCGCUGAUGCUGCAUUCACUUUAGCAUAUGCUAUUAUUAUGCUUAACGUUGAUCAGCAUAAUCACAAUGUCAAACGACAAAGUAAUCCUAUGACUGCGGAAGAGUUCAAAAAGAAUUUAAAGAAGAUUAACGGAGGUGCUGAUUUUGAUCAGGACAUGCUUGAUGAAAUAUACGUAGCCAUAAAGAGCGAAGAAAUAAUCAUGCCGGCUGAGCAGACGGGUCUUAUAAAGGAAAAUUAUUUGUGGAAAUGUCUACUACGAAGAGGUGCUAGUUCAGAAAGUUUGUACAUAAAAGUCUGCGAUUCUGGCGAAUUUAUCGACAAAGAUUUGGCGGAAAGAGCUUGGGCACCUAUAAUCAGCGCUUUAUGCCGGGCCUACGACAAAGCUCCAGAUCGUACGUUACAGCGUAAAGUUGCUCAAACAUUCCUUAGUUGUGCGGCAAUAAGUGCGCACUAUAACAUGACCAGCGAUCUGGAUACUCUAAUAGUCAGUCUCUGCAAAUUCACUGGCUUGGCAGCCGGCGGCCAGCCCGAUCAGGUCGUCUUGAAGCUCGGUGGCAGUGGUACCUGUCAACUAGCCACGCGAACGCUCUUCAAGAUCUGUCACAUGCACGGUGAUGCAUUACGAGCCUCUUGGAAGAACAUUGUCGACUGUCUGCAGAUGCUCUAUCGAGCAAAGUUGUUGCCUAAAAACUUGACCGAGGGCGAGGACUUUCUCGAUCCUUCGGGUAAGGUCAGCCUAAUUAGGGAACCUACAACACCAAAGGCUCCGCCUGUUGAGCAGGGUAUACUAUCAAGUUUGUAUUCAUACAUUGCUUCGGAUACGUCGAAAACACCGCACCCUGCAGAAGCUGUCGCUAAAAAGCGGGCUUUGGAGUGCGUGGCACAUUGUUAUCUCAAACAGAUCAUCGACGAAAGCAAGUUUCUCCAGGUGGAAUCUUUGCGUCCCCUAGUGACCGCUCUAGUCUCAGCAAGCUCGUCGGACGAAGGCACGUCGGUCUUCCUACUAGAGCAACUCCUGGAUGUAACCAUUCAGAACCGUGAUCGAGUAAAUUGUAUAUUGUCAGUUAUCCAAGGUCACCUUGAUAUUCUUCUUACCACUGCGGCCAGAGAAAAUCACCCCUACUUGCUCGAGCGCGUCACUGUGGGAAUGCUGAGAUUAGCGAUACGUUUGCUGCGAAGCGAGGAGUUUGCUGGUACCGUUCUACCACCACUUACACCUCUAACGAAUCUGCCCUCGAGCUCGGUACCUCCUUUAGCCAGACAGAUUGCUUUUGGUCUAUUUGAGCUGCUGAAAAUUGGCGCGGCGAAUAUCCACAGUACCGAAGAUUGGAAGGUUGUGUUCAAUUUACUCGAGUGUGCUGGUGCUGGCGCGCUGCAGCCUAAGCAAGUUUCUAAUGCCGUUAUGGAUGAGACGAACCGCAGCAAGUCACCUAUUCUUGAUCCUAGGCCUAUAAGCCCGGUUCCCGAGUGGGUUUUGGUUUCACCAACGGGCACAGAAGCUCCACUGCCUGUAGCCGCCGACACCAUAGUCCUAGACCGUGAUCUACAAGCCCACGAUCCCGCAGCCUUGGUCAAGUGCUGCGAGAGCUUGACUUUUCUGGUGCGAGACGUCGCUCACGUCACACCGUUCAACUUUGAGAUUUGCGUACGCUGCGUGAGAACCUUCGCUGAAGCCGUGCUAGUCUCGGCCGGCAAGCGCAGCAGAGUCCAUGCUUCCACUGAAGAACCGGCUAACUAUCAACAAAUGCCUAUACAGCUUCUGGAUCUUAUGCACACGUUACAUACCAAGACGGCACAAGUAUUCAGAUGGUGGGCAGAGGAGAACAAUAGCGAGGCUGCUAGUCCAAAUACCAAAAAUGUCAUAGCCACAGCUUCUCUUUGGCCACAGGCAUGGCGUCCGUUGCUUCAGGGUAUAGCUAGACUGUGUUGCGAUUCAAGGCGAGCGGUACGUGCUGCAGCUAUCACUUCGCUUCAGAGCACGUUGCUCGCUCACGAUCUCAGCCAGCUAUCAGCCGUCGAAUGGUCUCAGUGUCUAGAGCAGGUGCUAUUCCCAUUGUUGGCUCAGCUGCUUGGACCUAUCGCGGCUAACGAUCCACUUGCUGUCGAGGAGACGAGAGUUCGAGCUGCCAUGCUUCUAUCCAAGGUCUUCCUGCAUCAUCUCAAUCCCUUGCUGACGCUUCCGGGCUUCCUUCCGCUCUGGCUCACGGUCUUGGACUUACUGCGCUCCUACAUGCACGCUGACAACAGCGAAAACCUCUACGAGGCGAUCCCCGAGUCAUUAAAGAACAUGCUUCUGGUGAUGGCGUCGGCGGGAGUUCUUCAACCGGAAUCUUACCUGUGGACGCCGACAUGGCGCGCUAUCGACACCUUCCUACCCAAUCUGAAAGCUGAGCUCUUCCCAGAACCACCAGCACCUCAAGCGGCGCCUCCCUCACCCCCGCAAUCACAAUCACCCACUAGCCAAGUAACUUCUCCACACCAGGGUGCGGGUGUUAUAAGCCUCGUGGAUCAGCAACAACCUUCUUACCCUAAACCCAUUCCCCCUCAACCUGAAGAUCAGCAGACCUGCAGCAGCCCCAUGUCGCAAUCACCACCGUCGGAUACGAGCAUACUCUCGACUUCUCCAAGGUUACAAGAGAUCCCGCAGCAACAGCAUCAGUAUCAACAACAGCAACAUCAACUACCAACGAUGCCGCAGCCCCAACCUGUGACACCUGUUAAAAUAGUCCUGCCAUCGCUCGUUCUCGAUCCUGGUAAGGAGCCUCAACAGGUUAUCACACUCGUCAACCAGCCACCGCCCAGUGUCUCGAGUCCUGUGGCUGUGCAGCCACCAACCGCCACACUUUACAGACCGCAUGUGCAAGAGCAGCAAAUUCAACAAGAGCAGUAUCAUCAACAGGUAUACCCAGUGGAACUGAAUGCUCAAGAUCAGCAGUUGUCCAGUGUCUAUCAGUCGGACUAUAGGCAGCAAACAGUUAGCAUCAAAGAAACGAGUUCGCCCACCAAGCACCAAUACGCGCAUCUGCCUCAAAUGCAGGACUUUCAAGCCGCGGCGUACGCAGAGUCGGUUAAAAAUGCAGCUGCGGAUGGCUCAAGUCAAAACCAGAUAACAUCGGCAGCAGAUACCACGACAAUUUUCAACUCUGCGGCGUACUUCAGUGAAGAUCCUGCGGCGGAUCGCCUCUUCGUCGUGACCAACCCUUGACUAUGUACUGUACAUUCUUCGUGUAUAUUGUAUCAUAUGAAUUCCACUAUGUCGCAUAGUCAUAUCGGAACGGAUGUCAUAAAAUUACAGGUGUGAUAAAGAAAUGAGGAUAAGAGACAACAACGUCGCACGUCAGAAUCUUUGGCUUGUAUAUUUGGCAUGAUGAUAUAUGCAUAUUAUAUACAUCAUAUGUAAUGUGCAUAUACAUACUACAUAUAAUUAAUAAUAACGUUUAUAACAGUUA
This is a messenger RNA of Nasonia vitripennis (jewel wasp), 6320 nucleotides long. RefSeq names its product Golgi-specific brefeldin A-resistance guanine nucleotide exchange factor 1 (gene garz). Gene Ontology annotation, biological process: regulation of ARF protein signal transduction. NCBI's taxonomy places the organism in Eukaryota, Metazoa, Arthropoda, Insecta, Hymenoptera, Pteromalidae. The transcript is spliced from 17 exons. The record is from RefSeq and is a predicted model, not a curated record. Gene Ontology annotation, molecular function: guanyl-nucleotide exchange factor activity. The coding region runs from base 401 to 6076 and encodes 1891 amino acids.